Molecule: messenger RNA, 3332 nt
Organism: Trematomus bernacchii (emerald rockcod)
Lineage: Eukaryota; Metazoa; Chordata; Actinopteri; Perciformes; Nototheniidae
Gene: baiap2l1a
Product: BAR/IMD domain containing adaptor protein 2 like 1a
Biological process (GO): actin crosslink formation; positive regulation of actin filament polymerization; actin filament bundle assembly
Cellular component (GO): cytosol; nucleoplasm
Molecular function (GO): protein binding
Source: RefSeq, a predicted model, not a curated record
AGUCCGUCUGUCCCCGGCCGCUCAGCGUCUCUCUCCCGCAUGCACGGAGCAGGACCGGCUGCUGUGGGAUUUAUUUUUCGGAGUGAACACCUGGAUUACUACAAAUAAACUAUUUUAUAUUUGUUUUCCUUUUUUUUAUUUCACCGACAACCUGCCACCAUGUCUCGCGCUCCGGAUGAUGUGAGCAAACUCACAGAGAAUACUUACAAGAAUGUGAUGGAGCAGUUCAACCCAGGCCUGAGGCACCUGGUCACCCUCGGGAAGAACUAUGAGAAAUCAGUCACAGCGAUGACUCUUUCUGGGAAAACCUAUUUUGAUGCAGUAUCGAAGGUCGGAGAGCAUGCAAUUGUGUCUCCAGUCUCCAGAGAGCUCGGUGUGGUACUGAUGGAGAUCUCCGAUGCCCACAGGAAGGUCUUCAGUGACCUGGACGAGAGCUUCAAGAGGUUCCACAGGGAGAUUAUUAUCGAGCUGGAGAAGAAGACAGAGAUGGAUGUGAAGUACAUGAAUGCCACCUUCAAGCGCUAUCAGUCGGAGCACAAGGUGAAGCAGGACUCUCUGGAGCGCUCGCAGACAGAACUGAAGAAGCUCCGGAGGAAAAGCCAGGGCAAGCAAUCCUCCAAGUAUGAGAUCAAAACUAAUGAGUAUGUGGAGACCAUCUCGUCGCGCCAGAUGGACAUGCAGAAGUUCAUGGCUGACGGUUGCAGAGAGGCCUUACUGGAAGAAAUGAGACGCUUCUGUUUCCUGGCGGACAAACACUGCAUGUUCUCUUAUCAAAUCAGCAACUUCCACCAGAAAGCCAAAGACACGCUGUCUAUGAAGCUUCCCAGCUGGCAGGAAAAGUGCAGCGACAUCACCAAGGUGCCGGACACGGUGACGAACAUGAUAGAUGAGCUGUCCAGCACUCCAGAACAAUCGCCGCACAAUGAACGCAACAACAGGAACAAAGUGGGUUCAGGGGUUCCUCCUCCAGCACCGCAACUGAAAGCACAGACCAGUCGCCUCGUGGACAUGUUCACAUCCCCUUCACUCACACAACUUUCAGACCCCACCGCAGACCAGAACAGUCUCGGAGAUGUCAGUCUGUCCCGGUCCACGUCCCAGUCGUCCGGUCUCAACGUGGCCAGGAAAGCUCGAGUGAGGACCAUCUUUCCCCACGCGGCGGGAAACAACGACACGCUCCUCAGCUUCGACGAGGGCGACAUCAUCUCCCUGCUCAUCCACGAAGAGAAGGACGGCUGGCUGUACGGAGAGCUGGAGAAGACACAGCAGCGUGGGUGGUUUCCCUCAUCUUACUGCAGACCUUCAGUGAUAUCAAACAGCAAUCUGAGCACGCCGGUGCGCAGUCUGAGUGUGUCCAGUCUGCAGGAGCAGGAUGAGGAGGAGCCGGUGCUGCUGCCCCCCCCAGACUACAGCGACGACGCCCCCUACAACCCCCCCUACUCCACACCCUCCCCCAAAAGCACGGUUUCUUUAGUCAAUGGGACUGCAAACGCUCCCUUUCUAGGGGGAGGGAAUCCGUUUGCCACAGUGAAGCUGAGACCAACAGUCACGAAUGACAGAUCUGCACCACACGUCUAACACACACACAAUUGAAAGAAAUGAUUUUCACCGCUGUCAUGCCUUCAGGGGAAUCGUGCAACAUGGGAGCCCUGCGACACACCGAAUAUCACCCCAACCCGACGUCUCAGCAGCCUGCAUGCUAGUCUCUCUCACCUCUAUUAAAGGGAUCCAUUGUUUCUUGGCGUGUGUUUGACUGUGCCAGUGUGCGUUUGACAUUAGCAACAACACAAACACUGCAGAAUCAGGAAGUCUGCACAGUUUUGUAGUGUCGUUUUUUGAGUUAAAGUGAUAAUUCACCCCAAAAUGAAGCCAGAGUUUCUGCAGUUAAUUGCUUUUAAUGCAUUGGCAGUUUGUACCUGCUGUGACUUCAGCUUUGAUACAGAGUAAAGACAGCAAACAGUCAAUUAUGAAGCUGAGAUGAUGAGAUAUAAUUGCACUGGAUUACAUGCAAUGCAUCAUUUCCUAUGGAUGCUUCAUGCAUAAGGGAAUCUGGAUCCAGCCAGGGAACAGCAGACUACAGAUAAAACCCACAACACUAUGUAGAGAGGUAAAAACUGAAGGAUGGAUGGCUAUUGCAAGACUAUAAAGUUGCAAUAAUGGCAUUUAAUUUAAUGAAAAUCCUAAGUAUUUAAACUUUUAAUUUAGGAAAACUAGCAACACUUUAAUCUCAGACUCUUCACAAAGUACUUCAAACAACUUUUAACAGAUUACAAAUCGAAUAUUAAACAGUUUACUUUUUUAACUUUCAAAUUCUUCAGAAACUUGACAGACAUUUUAUGCAUUCAUUUCAAGAUACAAGAUAAAACAAUUCUACGGUUUUAAUGUCACAUGCACAUAAGCUACAACGUGGAAAUGGCAAUGAAAAUCUCAUGUCCCGAGCUCAAGUAAACUGACGUUAGAAUUGUAAUACAAAGCUGAGAUACUCUGUCUUCUGGCUAGACACCGAUGGAGUUUCUACAGACAUGCUAACAAGGAGAUCAAAACCUGAAUCUUCAUUUUGGGGUGAACUGUCCCUUUAAGAUGCAAACGAGAUGCUCACAGUGUCAGGAGGUCUUUCCAGGCUCCUGUGCUGCAGUCAGUGCAGUGAUUCAAAUGAAGGGAUCUGAAGGAGAGGAUUAGCACCCAGGCUGCCUAUACCUGACUUACCGAAAUAUAUAUAUACAUUGUUAUUUUAUGUUUUUAAUAUAGUUAUUUUUUGUCUUUCUUAUGAUGGACUGUGAGAAUGAAGGGAGAGUGACGUGUUGGGGAAAAUUGUCAUUUGAGUAAAGGCAGAACAGUAUGUCGCUGUUUGUAAUGAGAAGGCUAUUUAUAUACACUAAGUUUGUAUAAGAUAUUUAAAUAAAGAAACAUGUACAGAAGUCCGUUCUGUAAAGGCGCCCCUUUAAUAUAAUUUUAGAUUGAAUGCUGGUAUGUAUUUUAAAUGACCUUUUGAUGCAAGGAUUAUUUUUUCACUCCUCAUGGUUUCACUGUUGUUUAAGAUUCUGUGUAAAAUGCACAGUUUAUACAAAAUACAAAAUGUACCUAUGGUAGACAUUUGGAUUGUAUGAAUAAAGUGGGUCGUUAAAAAAUUGUAUUAACUGUUUUGUGAGGACUUUUUCUGCCAUAUAAUAUGUAUAAUGAGAAACUGAACAGUUCAUCGAUCCUCAUUGACCCACUCGUGUGUGUAAGUGAACCCGUCGUAGUUAUUGCCACAUGCUUUCUUCAGAGAAUACCUUGCCACUGUGUUGACAAAUGUAGUCUUUUUUUCUCAAUAAAACAGAUAGAAAAUUCAA